This is a messenger RNA of Miscanthus lutarioriparius, 882 nucleotides long. The record is from the annotation of a GenBank genome assembly. NCBI's taxonomy places the organism in Eukaryota, Viridiplantae, Streptophyta, Magnoliopsida, Poales, Poaceae.
AUGCGCACGCGCUCCUCCGGCAUGGUACUAAGUGAUCCAGAGAAGCGUGCAAUUUAUGACCAAUAUGGUGAGGAAGGCUUAAAGGGGAUGCCUCCACCUGGUUCCCAGAGCCGGUCCUCCACAACUGCUGGCCCAAGUGGUCCGAGUAAUUUCCGGUACAAUCCUAGUGACCCAGAUGAUUUCUUUUCUGAGUUCAUGGCAAGCAACAAGACUUACUCCUUCGACCAAGACCGGACACGAUUCCAACCAAGAUCACAUUGGACUUCAGCAAGGAACAGUAGAAGCGAAGCUCCUUCUGGUUCACGGAAAGAGAGUGGUGCCAGUACAAGCCAUGUAGAAAAGUCACCGCCUGUGGAAAAAACAUUACUUUGUACCCUUGAAGAGUUGUACAAUGGAACAAAAAGGAAAAUGAAGAUCACUAGGAAUGUUGCAAAGCCAGAUGGAAGAGUAGAAGUUGAAACAGAGGUCUUGGCAGUUGAAGUGUUACCUGGCUGGAAGAAGGGCACCAAGAUUACAUUCCCCAACAAAGGCGAUAGGCUGCAUGGCCAGUUAGCACAAGACCUGACCUUUGUCCUCGAUUCAAAGCCCCACGAUGUGUACAAUCUUGAAGGAAACAACCUUCUUGUAAAGCAGGAGAUCCCUCUGGUAGAUGCCCUUGCUGGGGCAGAGAUAAACCUCAGAACCCUCGAUGGACGGAAUCUGCCUGUGAGGGUGGAGGAAGUUGUGCGCCCUGGGUACGAAGUUGUGCUGGAGAACGAAGGGUGGCCAAUCAGGAAGGAACCUGGGAAGAAGGGAAAACUGGUAAUCAAGUUCGAUGUGACCUUCCCAAUGAGGUUAUCGUCAUCACAGCGGGCAGCCAUCAGGCGAAUCAUGGGCGGCUAA